Lactuca virosa is the source of this 636-nucleotide messenger RNA. The record is from the annotation of a GenBank genome assembly. NCBI's taxonomy places the organism in Eukaryota, Viridiplantae, Streptophyta, Magnoliopsida, Asterales, Asteraceae.
CUCCUUUGUAGCAACCUUUCAAAAGUCGUUAUUAUUUUCAUUUUUAGAAACAAAAAACAGUAUAAAAAAAGCAAAAUGUCGACUUACACUUACUUAUCGAAUGACAAUGACAACGGAGCACGAAGAAUGAGGUUGUUUGGCCGCGAGAGGCCAAUCUAUGAAAUACUCGGAGGUGGAAAAGCUGCAAAUAUUUUAUUAUGGAGAGACAAAGCGGUAUCAGGUGCGGUUUUUAUGGGGGUCAUGGCAUUAUGGUUUCUUUUUGAGGUUGCGGAGUAUAACCUUGUGACAUUUCUUUGUCACUUGACCAUCACUGUCAUGCUUGUUAUAUUUAUUUGGUCGAAUGGAGCCAAAGCCUUCAAAUGGACUCCUCCCGAAAUCCCCAAGUUCCUAUUGGAGGAAUCUAUGUUAUGCAAAGAUAUAUGUGAAAAACUCAACGUCUUCUUGUCGUGGCUUAUCAACAUUGCUUGUGGAAACGACAUUAAACUCUUUUGUUUGGUGAUUCUCGUUGUUUCAAUGCUUUCAACGAUUGGGAAAUACAUCACCGCAUCAAAUCUUCUGUUCAUUGGGAUCGUGUGCAUGGGGACACUACCGUAUUUAUAUGAGAGGCAUGAGGAAAAGACUGAUGCAAUAAGUUAA